Molecule: messenger RNA, 1920 nt
Organism: Brassica napus (rape)
Lineage: Eukaryota; Viridiplantae; Streptophyta; Magnoliopsida; Brassicales; Brassicaceae
Product: protein NUCLEAR FUSION DEFECTIVE 4
Exons: 2
Coding region: 76-1668 (530 amino acids)
Biological process (GO): transmembrane transport
Cellular component (GO): membrane
Molecular function (GO): transmembrane transporter activity
Source: RefSeq, a predicted model, not a curated record
UUUUUCGAAUAAUAUCUUCCGUAACGUGUUCGCCUCGUCGACAAACUCUUUCCCCGGCGAGGGUAACUGGCGGCGAUGGAGAUCCUGAGGUCAAAAUGGGUAGCCAUGGCGGCUAGCAUCUGGAUACAGUGCGCAAGCGGCGGUUCCUACACAUUCGGAAUCUACUCCGCCGUUCUAAAAUCGACCCAAUCCUACGAUCAAUCCACCCUCGACACCGUCUCCGUCUUCAAAGACAUCGGCGCUAACGCCGGAGUUUUCUCCGGCCUUCUGUACACAUACGUCACCUCCAAUCGCCGCCGCGGACGCGGAGGAGACAGCGGAGGUCCUUGGGUGGUGCUUGCUAUCGGAGCGAUUCAGUGCUUCGCCGGUUACUUUCUCAUGUGGGCUUCCGUCACCGGAAUCAUCAGGAAGCCCCCUGUGGCUCUCAUGUGCCUCUUUAUGUUCAUAGCGGCGCAGUCGCAGACGUUUUUUAAUACGGCUAAUGUUGUGAGUGCUGUGGAGAAUUUCGCUGACUAUGGUGGUACUGCCGUUGGCAUCAUGAAGGGUUUUCUCGGUCUAAGCGGAGCGAUAUUGAUUCAACUGUACGAGACUCUGUGCGGUGGAGAUCCGGCGAGCUUCAUUCUUUUGCUGGCUGUAACACCAACAGUUCUCUCCCUCUUGGCCAUGCCUUUAGUCAGGAUCUAUGAGACCAGCACAGCUGAUGAUAAAAAGCAUUUAAAUGGUCUUUCAGCUGUAUCUCUUAUCAUUGCUGCUUAUCUGAUGGUCGUUAUCAUUGUUAAGAACACCUUUGGUUUGUCGUCAGUGGCUAAUGUUGUCACACUUGUAUGUCUCAUCCUUCUCCUUGCCUUGCCUCUACUCAUUGCGACAAGAGCACGUCGUGACCGCAUGGAGAAAACAGCGUUGCCUGAUAAAUCCCCUCUCAUAAUCAGUCCAAAAGCAGUAACUUCCGUUAACCAAAGCUCUGAAGGAGACAGACAAGUAGAAGCUGGUCUGAGCGAGAACCUGAAUCUUCUGCAAGCUAUGAAAAGCCUAAGCUUCUGGUUGUUGUUUCUCGCCAUGAUCUGUGGAAUGGGGUCUGGACUUUCGACAAUAAACAACAUCCGACAAAUAGGUGAGUCUCUUCGGUACUCAUCCGUUGAGAUAAACUCACUGGUCUCCUUGUGGAGUAUAUGGAACUUUCUUGGUAGAUUUGGAGCCGGUUACGCCUCAGAUGCAAUGCUUCAUAAGAAAGGAUGGCCUCGUCCAUGGCUAAUGGCUGCAACUCUUGGAACCAUGACCAUAGGCCAUCUAAUCAUAGCCUCUGGUUUUCAAGGAAACCUUUACGUCGGUUCUGUUAUAGUUGGCGUUUGUUAUGGUUCACAGUGGUCGCUGAUGCCUACAAUCACCUCUGAACUGUUCGGAGUUCGCCACAUGGGAACCAUCUUCAACACCAUAUCCAUAGCCAGUCCCAUCGGUUCGUAUAUCUUCUCUGUAAGAUUGAUCGGUUAUAUCUACGACAAGACUGCUUCUGGGGAAGGGAAUAAAUGCUUUGGCUCUCACUGCUUCAGGCUGUCCUUUGUUAUAAUGGCGUCUGUUGCGUUCUUUGGGUUUCUUGUUGCUAUAGUAUUGUUCUUUCGAACAAAGACGCUCUAUCGACAGAUCCUUGUGAAGAGGCUGCACCGUCGAUAGGAUACUUGUGAAUAUGAUACUUUGGAAAACGAAUAUAGAGCGUAUGAUACCCAAAGGUGUACAUCUAUCACUUUACCUUAUAUAAGUUGUCUGUAACUUAUGUUUGUAUCAAUUGUCUGUGUUUAGAGAUGGGAAGGAAGAAGGCUGAGAGAUCUCUGUCUCCCUUUUUUGUAGUUUCUUCCACAAUUUGUGAAUCUUGUUUUGUGAAGUGUACAGACAUUCCUUCCAAUAAAUGUUGAAAUUUCUCUUUAA